AUGUCCAAAGAUCUUGAACAUCGCAAUUCACCACCAGAUUUCGGUGAUGACGACGAUGAUGACAAUAAAGAUGAUGAUCAAAUGUAUAAAUCUGCAAGAUUACCAGCCACCGAUGAUGUGCCAUUGAGCGAAGAUGAAGAUGAGGAAAAUCCAUUUGGUGAAACAGUCGAAAAGAAAAACCCGCCGGCAACAAAUGUACUGAGUUCAUCGAAUGAAGCAUCGUUGCAAAUCUCACCGGUUACGCCAAUUGCUGUCCUUGAACCACAGCCAUCGACUUUAACUGAGCAGGAACAUCAAACAUUUCCAAGUGAUCCAGCGAUUAGUACGGCAAACUCAUUGGAGAGUCCAAUCUCAACAACAUCUGCAGUCACUACAAAAUCUCAAGUAAAACAUGUCGAAGAUCCUAACAUUGAAAUUAUCGUUAGUGACCCGACAAAAGUCGGAGAAGGAAUGUCAUCUUAUAUGACCUAUCGUAUAACAACCAAAACGUCAUUAGCUAUGUUUAAGAAAACGGACUUUUCAGUCAAUCGGCGAUUUAGCGAUUUUCUCGGUUUACAUAACAAGCUCAUUCAUAAACAUCUUCAAAUGGGCGUGAUCUUACCAGCCCCACCCGAAAAAGACUCAUUAUCCAUGGCUAAAGUGAAAAUUUCCAAAGAAGAAGCGAUUCCGUCGGACUUCAUUGAUCGUCGUCGUUCUCAACUCGAACGAUACUUAAACCGCCUUGCACGUCAUAAAACAUUGGUUCAAGAUCCCGAUUUUCGCGAGUUCAUUGAAAUGCCUGGUGAUUUACCUAAAGCAAAUAAUACGCAAGCACUCAGCGGUGCCGGUGUUCUUCGUGCACUAUCGAACAUAACAAAUCAAGUGACAAAACUAACAACCAAGACAAGCGAACAAGAUCAAUGGUUCGAAGAAAAGCAUUCGUUCAUUGUUGAUUUGCAUACGCAUUUGAAGAAUCUGUUUAAUCAAUUGAAUCUUCUAUUUAAUCAAAGAAAAGAAGCUGGACAGGCAUUGAAAGCUCUCUCAACAUCUUUAAAUCAUCUAGCUACCAUUGAAGAACAUACAUUACUCUCAAGUGCUUUAAUCGAACUAGCCAAUGUGGAAGAAAAACUCGAACAAACAAUAAAUGACCAUUCGCUCAAAGAAUAUACUGUGAUUAGUGAAUUGAUUAAGGAGUAUAUCUCAUUAUUAGAAAUGGUGCAACUAGCCUUUCAAGAACGUAUCAAAAUCCAUCAGCAAUGGUUGCAAGCUGAAGAUACGUUACGCAAGAAACGUGAAACGAAAACCAAAUUAGAACAAACACCGAAAGGUGCGGAUAAACUACCUCAAGUGGAAAUGGAAAUCAAUGAAUGGGAGGGAAAGGUGAUUCGUGGAAAAGAUGAUUUCGAACGAAUUACCAACUCAAUUAAACAGGAAAUCGAGGUGUUCGAACAAACACGUAUUGAUGAUUUCAAGAAGGCAUUCGAUAUGUAUUUGAAACAAUUCUUAGAACAACAGGAGAAAAUUUUAGAAAUUUGGGAAAGUUAUUUGCCUGAAGCCAAUAAAAUUAAUCUGUAA
Messenger RNA from Adineta ricciae, 1554 nucleotides. Lineage: Eukaryota; Metazoa; Rotifera; Eurotatoria; Adinetida; Adinetidae. The record is from the annotation of a GenBank genome assembly.